AUGGCCGAUUCUAUUGAAACUGAGGUAUCUCGUGUAAAUGAGGCCGUGAAACACGCUCGAAGCCAAAAAAAGCCAAAUUUACGUGAGGUCGCGCGGCAAUAUGACGUUAAUUACAGAUUGUUAUGGCGACGCGUUAAUUGCAAUAUGAAGCCUAAAACAGAGGUUAAACCAUCGAAUUACACCCUAAAUGUCUAUCAGGAGAAGGCUUUAGGCUAUUGGAUAAAGACUUUGGAUGCUUCCUUCCUCCCUCCGACGCCUGCUAUUAUAGAGCAUUGGGCCAAUGCUACACUCGCGCGGUCAAAGACACCCGAUCGGACGGUCGGAAAAGAUUGGGUAUAUCGCUAUAUUCGUCGUUUCCCAGACACUGAGAUGAAGCUUAGAAGGCAGAAAAUUAUUGAUUCUAAACGUCUAGGAAUUACAGACGUUGCAGAGCUUUAUCAUUGGUAUGAUUUGUUAGCUAAGGCUCUCGAGGGUGUGAAUCCACGCAAUAUUUAUAACUUUGAUGAAACUGGCUUUCAAAUUGGACAAGGACGGACCCGACGUGUGUUUUCUAGCCAAUCUGGCAAAGCUUCAGACCUCCCGGGCACAGAACAUGGUGAAAGGGUAACGGUCGCAGAAUGUAUUGCUGCCGAUGGUUGGCGAAUGCAGCCCUUGGUCAUCUUCAAAGGACAGCAUCAUAUGGAGUCGUGGUAUAACCAUCCAAUACCUGAUGAAUGGAUAACUGCGACCGCAGAAAAAGGCUAUAUUAUUGAUAAGCUUGCUGUGCGUUGGAUGGAAGAAUUUGACCGUGAAACACGCACUCGUCUUAAAAACGGAGAGCAGCGUAUUCUCUUGGUCGACGGCUGUGGCUCACAUCUAACAUUUGAAUUUCUUGAUACUGCGACCGAAGCAGGUAUUAAGAUAUUUGGAUUUCCGCCGAAUCGAACAAAUUAUCUUCAACCUUUGGAUGGUAAGCCUUUCCAAGCUUAUAAGGCUUAUUUUAAGACACAAAAUAACCUUAUUUCUCAAUGGGGUGGAGGUCUUCUCGCAUCAAAAUCAUCCUUCCUAAACGACCUUUACCAAUUCCGAGACAAAGCCCUUACACCCCGAAUGUGUCGAAAUGCCUUUUCAGAGCGAGGAAUUUAUCCAGUUGACGCAAAAAAAGUCUGUGAGAGCCUCGAAAAUGCUCUUCCUCCUAUCCCAGACAUUGAAAUUGAUCUAUCGGGAGAGAAAACACCCUCUCCGGAACCAGAUCUUUUGUCGUCAAGUCUUGAAAACACACCUUCAAAAACCUUUAAAGAUGUGGAAAAAAGGCAAAAACAUCUCUCUCCUCUUCUCUGCCGGCCUGAUUUAACGCCCAAAGAAAAAAAAACACUCGCACAGGUCUUAGAUGAGCAAGAGUUCUAUUUUAACGCCUUAGCCAAUACUACGGCUACUAUACGGGAAAUGGCCGCUAUCCGAGCCCCGCGGGAGAAAAAAACUACUAGACGGCGUGUUAUGGGCCUUAGUGAUGAUAGUGUUAUACGUGUUAAAGAUGCUAAACGUAGUAUAGCUGAGAGGAAGGCAAAGGAAGACAAAAAAGAUGAGAGACGGGCGGUAAAAGAAUUGGAGAAAAAGUACGGUGUUCCUACCACACCACGUAUUACGGAGGCUCAAAGAGAGGCAGAGGCAGAACCGUUAUACAGCGAGUCGGGAGAGGUUAUUGGUUUUUAUGAUAAAUUCUAA
Messenger RNA from Penicillium angulare, 1704 nucleotides. RefSeq names its product transposase. Gene Ontology annotation, molecular function: DNA binding. The transcript has a single exon. NCBI's taxonomy places the organism in Eukaryota, Fungi, Ascomycota, Eurotiomycetes, Eurotiales, Aspergillaceae. Bases 1 to 1704 code for a protein of 567 amino acids. The record is from RefSeq and is a predicted model, not a curated record. Gene Ontology annotation, cellular component: nucleus.